AUGACGAUGAUCUCCCUCACUGGUUUCACCGCGCUAUCUGCCGGCCUCCUGCUCAUCUUCUCCUCCUUGGUGCUGCAAGCUCAAGGAGGAGCCGGCGGCGGCGAGGAGUCGUACGUGCCGGUGCGGAGAGUGGUGUACCGGUCCAUAUCACCGGCGGCGAUGACAGAAGCAGCGGCGCCGUACGAACCGUUCGAGGUGUGCCGGAGGUGCCGGUGCUGCUUGUCGCCGUCCAACGCGAGCAGCUGCGUGGACACGAGCUGCUGCUACGCCAUCAACUGCAACCUCCCUGGCAAGCCCUUCGGUACCUGCGCCUUCCUUCCGAAGACCUGCGGCUGCGGCGCCGCCAACAACUGCUCCCAGCCGGCGUCCUGA
Messenger RNA from Miscanthus lutarioriparius, 372 nucleotides. The record is from the annotation of a GenBank genome assembly. NCBI's taxonomy places the organism in Eukaryota, Viridiplantae, Streptophyta, Magnoliopsida, Poales, Poaceae.